CACAUGUUGUCAGAAGAUGGCGGAAUGCGAGGCGGUGAGGCGGCGGCGGCGGCGGACGGUCCUUGUGGCCGGGCUGGGGCUGCUGUUACUGGGGGUCGCCGCUGCUGAGAAGAACAUACUGACGGCUCCGUACACUGGACCCGGGAAGAGCGGAGAACGCACCCUAAUUAGGAGGAGCACGCCGCCCGGCACGGAGCACCCGGUGCUGGUGUAUGGCCAGGUCAGCCUCAAUGACUCUCACAAUCAGAUUGUCGUCCACUGGGCAGGAGAGAGAAGCAACGUCAUCGUGGGCCUCACCAGAGACAGCCUGGGAUCUCUGGGCACCAAAAGCAGCAAUGUCUACGUGUCUUAUGACUAUGGAAAAAGCUUUAAGAGAAUAACUGACAAGUUCCAAAACCCUACAAGUGACAGCGUUCCCACCAUGGCCCAGUUCUUCCACAGCCCUGUCGACAACAAGCGGUACAUCUUUGUUGACGCCAAUGAAAACUACCUGUGGAUCACGACAGAUUUUUGUGUUACUAUGAAGGGUUUUUCAAUUCCAUUUAAACCAACUGAUCUCCUUCUGCACAGCAAUAAUACAAACCUGGUGCUGGGAUAUGACAAGCUGCACCCGAACAAGCAGCUUUGGAAGUCUGAAGAUUUUGGACAGACGUGGAUAAUGAUUCAGGAGCAUGUCAAGUCCUUCUACUGGGGCUUUGCUCCUCUUGACAAACCAAACACGGUUUACGUGGAACGCCAUGAACCCCGGGGGACCUCAAACGUUCUUCGCAGCACAGAUUAUUUCCAGUCUCGUGAUAACACAGAGCUGAUUAUUGAGAACGUGGAUGGGUUCCAACUCAGGGAAAAUUACAUGUUUGCCACAAAGACCAUGCAUUUGCUGGGCAGUAAAGACCAGUCCUCGAUGCAGCUGUGGGUCUCCUACAAUCGCAAGCCAAUGCAGUCAGCGCAGUUCAUAACCAGACAUCCCGUCACGGAAUAUUACAUCACUGAUGUCUCCGAGGAUCAGGUUUUUGCUUGUGUCAAGCACAGCAACAAUGUGACAAACCUGUAUAUAUCAGAAGUGGAGGGGCUUCGCUUUUCUCUCUCCCUGGAGAACAUCUUGUAUUUUAAUCCCGGAGCCGGGAAGGAGACACUUGUCAGGUAUCUUGAGAAUGAGCCAUUUGCUGACGUCCACCGCGUGAAAGGUGUGAGAGGAGUUUACAUUGCAAAUACCCUCACUGGACCUCUGUCUAAGGAGAACGUGGCCUCUGUUAUUACAUUUGACAAGGGAGGAACGUGGGAAUAUCUCCUGGCACCAGGUUAUAGCGGUUACGGGGAGACUGCACGCUGCACGAACUCUAAAGAAUGUUAUCUACAUCUGGCACAGCCACUCAGUCAGGUCACCUCACAAGGACGGGUUAUGCCCAUCGUCUCCAAGGAGUCUGCGCCGGGGUUAAUUGCAGCAACAGGUUCCGUAGGGAAAGAUACAAUCAGUAAAAUUAACCUGUAUGUGUCCAGCAGUGUGGGGGUGAGGUGGAGAGAGUCUCUCCUCGGGCCCCAUUUUUGCACAUGGGGAGAUCAUGGUGGCGUAUUGGUGGCAAUUGCACAAGGAGUAGAAACCAACCAGCUAAAAUACAGUACAAAUGAAGGGGAAACGUGGAAAACAUUUAAUUUUUCUGACAUUUCGCUGAUUGUCUACGGCUUACUCACAGAACCUGGAGAAAAAAGCACUGUAUUCACCAUCUUUGGCUCCUAUGUCCAUAAGGGGCACAGCUGGGUUAUAUUACAGGUCAACACCAGUGAUGUCCUUGGAGUCCCCUGCACUGAAAACGACUAUAAGCUCUGGUCUCCAUCUGAUGAACGGGGCAAUGAAUGUUUGCUGGGAAGCAAAACCGUUUUCAAGAGGCGGACCCCACAUGCCACCUGUUUUAAUGGAGAAGACUUUGACCGGCCUAUUACGACCUCCAACUGUUCAUGCACUAGACAAGACUUUGAGUGUGAUUAUGGCUUUAAACUUAACCAAGAUCUAAGAUCUGAAGCUUGUGUUCCUGACCCAGAAUUUGCAGGCAAGCUCUACCUUCUCCCUUCUCCAUGUCCAGUGGGAACAACCUACAAGAGGACCAAAGGUUACCGCAGGAUUUCUGGAGAUACUUGUUCUGGUGGUGAUGUCGAGGCGCGGCUGGACGGAGAAGAUGUCCCUUGUCCUGUGGGAGAGGAGAAUGAGUUCAUCUUGUAUGCCAUGAGGAAUGCCAUAUACCGGCAUGACCUGUCCUCCGGAGUCACUGAAGAGCUGCCACUGAAGGGUCUGCGAGGGGCUGUAGCCUUGGACUUUGACUAUGAAAGUAACUGUUUAUAUUGGGCUGACGUCACCCUGGACAUCAUACAGCGACUCUGUCUAAAUGGCAGCUCCGGGCAAGAAGUCCUCGUCAGAAGUGGACUGGAGACUGUGGAGUCCUUGUCGUUUGACCCCUUAAGCCAGUUGCUUUAUUGGGUUGAUGCUGGAAUAAAAAAAAUCGAGGUUGCCAACCCUGAUGGAGACUUACGUCUGACUAUUCUCAACUCCACCAUUCUGGAGCGGCCCCGAGCUCUUGCUUUGGUCCCCAAGGAAGGGCUCAUGUUCUGGACAGACUGGGGUGAUGAACGGCAUGGAAUAUACAGGAGUGAGAUGGAUGGAUCAGGAGUGACGCACCUGGUUGCAGAUGGCAUUAAAUGGCCAAAUGGCAUUUCUGUGGAUGAGAACUGGAUCUACUGGACUGAAGCCAACAUGGAUAGGAUAGAGAGGAUCAACUUCAAUGGCCAACAGAGACAGGUGGUCUUGGACAAUCUUCCACAUCCAUAUGCAAUAGCAGUGUUCAAGAAUCAAAUCUACUGGGACGACUGGUCCCAACUCAGCAUCUUUAGGGCCUCGAAGUACAAUGGAGCUCAGGCAGAGGUUCUGAUUGGUCGAUUGUCUGGAGUCAUGGAUAUGAAGAUUUUCUAUAAGGGGAAAUGGACAGGAGUGAACGCCUGCACUUCCAACUCUUGCCGCCUCCUAUGUCUGCCCAAGGCCAACAACAGCAGAGUUUGUCAGUGUCCAGAGGGAGUGAAGGAGGAGGCUUCAUCUUCAGGAGAGACUGAGUGUGAAUGUCCACAUGGUUAUCAGCUGAAGAACAAGACCUGUGUCAAACAAGAGAAUUCCUGUCUGCCCAGUCAGUAUCGCUGCUCCAACGGGAAUUGCAUCAACAGCAUCUGGCAGUGCGAUAAUGACAACGACUGCGGGGACAUGAGUGAUGAGAGAGACUGCCCGACCACAGCAUGUGACCCAGACACGCUGUUCAGGUGUCAGGAAUCAGGUACCUGCAUCCCCCUGUCCUAUAAAUGUGAUCUGGAAGAUGACUGCGGAGAUAACAGCGAUGAGAGUCAUUGUGAGGCACACCAAUGUAAGGAAGAUGAGUUUAACUGCAGCUCUGGGAUGUGUAUCCGACAGUCGUGGGUCUGUGAUGGGGACAAUGACUGCAGGGACUGGUCUGACGAGGCCAACUGUACAGCGGUAUCACACACCUGCGAACCCACCAGUUUCCAAUGUCAUGAUAACCACUGCAUCCCCCAGAGAUGGGUCUGUGACGGUGACUCCGACUGCCAGGAUGGCUCAGAUGAAGACCACACCAUUUGCGAAAAGAAGUGUAAUGGAUUCCAGUGCAGAAACGGCACCUGCAUCCCAUCUGGGAAACAUUGUAACGGUGUGAAGGAAUGUUCAGAAGGGGAAGAUGAACAGAAAUGUGAGCCCCUGUGCACUCGCUAUAUGGAUUUUGUAUGUAAGAACCGGCUGCAGUGUUUGUUCAACAUCAUGGUGUGUGACGGAGUUGUGCAGUGUCACGAUGGCUCCGAUGAGGAUCCUGCAUACGCCGGAUGUUCUGGAGAUCCAGAAUUUAAACAGAACUGUGACUCUCAGAGUUUUUCAUGCCAAAAUGGAGUCUGCAUCAGCCUGGGUUGGAAGUGUGAUGGCAUGGAUGACUGUGGCGACUACUCCGAUGAGGCAAAUUGUGCAAACCCUACAGACACCCCUACCUGUGCCCGAUACUACCAAUUUCAGUGUGAGAAUGGUCACUGCAUACCCACACGAUGGAAAUGUGACAGCGAGAAUGACUGCGGGGACUGGUCAGAUGAAAAGGAUUGUGGAGAAACCAUUCCUCAGACCACCACCCGACCGUCCACAUGUCCAGCCAAUCACUUCAGAUGUGACAACGGAGUCUGCAUCAUGAACACGUGGGUUUGUGAUGGUUACAAAGAUUGUAUAUAUGGUUCUGACGAAGAGGGUUGUCCUACUACUGCAACCAACGUCACCGUGCCCAGCACCACAGUGCACGACCGAUGCAGCAGCUUUGAGUUUGAAUGUCAGAAGGGGAAGUACUGCAUACCAAAGUGGAAGCGUUGUGACGGCAUCACAGACUGCCAGGACGGCACAGAUGAGCAGCACUGUCCUACUCACAGACCUUCCUCUUGUGUUAAUGGUUCUCUGUGUGAUGACGGUGAAGCCUGCUUAGCGCUGUCUGACCGCUGUGAUGGUUUUUUGGACUGUUCUGAUGGCAGCGAUGAAAAUAACUGCACCGAUGACAGCGUGGUCUACAAGGUCCAGAACCUGCAGUGGUCUGCUGACUUCUCUGGCAACAUCACCCUGACAUGGGCGCGCCCCAAGAAGAUGUCUGUGUCAUCCUGUGUAUACAAUGUCUACUAUAGGGUUAUUGGCGAGAGCACAUGGAAAUUACUGGAAACUCACAGCAGCAAGACUGUUUGCGUAUUAAAGAUUCUGAAACCAGACACCACGUACCAGGUGAAGGUUCAGGUGCAAUGUCUGCGCAAGGUGCACAACAGCAACGAUAUGAUCACCCUCCGAACCCCUGAAGGCCUUCCCGGCCAACCCCAGCUGCGCCAGCUCGACCUGAAUAAGAAUCUUCCAUCCACUAUCAUCUGUUGCUGGUCCCCUCCUGCAAACACUAAUGGGUUAAUUCGUGAGUAUGUGGUGGAGUAUACUACAAACACUUCCAAGGGCUGGUCGUCUUUCAGUACACAGGAUCUUUGCUAUAAUAUUCACUAUACAGAAGACAACACAUUAUAUUCAGUGCGGGUGGCUGCUGUUACCAGCCGAGGGGUCGGUGAAUGGAGCAGCAUCAAAUCUAUCAGUACUGCAAAAGCUGUGCCUCCUCCAAACAUCAAGAUUCAGACCAUCAAAGAAGAUUCAGUGGAGUUUACAAUAAGAGUGGACUCUGAUGUCGUGAUAACUGGAUAUACGGUGACUUUAUCAUGGGAGUUUGAUACACAUGUUCAAGAGAGAAGAACUUUACAAUUUGAUGGACAAAGCGUGUCACAAACAGUGACUAAUCUGACGGCACAAACGGAAUAUGAGAUUUCUGCUUGGGCAAAAUCGUCUUAUGGCGAGAGCUCUGUGGCUUUUGAGCACUUUACCACCAAGGGUACAAAACCUUUAGCACCGAUUCUUAAAGCAAAAGUGAUUAAUCAGACCGCAGUGGAGUGCAGCUGGGUGGGCAUCAGGAAUGUGACGUAUGGGGUGUUUUAUGCCACAUCCUUCUCAGAGCUGCACAGGAAUCCACUGAACGCCACGACGACUCUUCACGACGUGACCAUCAGUGUGAACCGAGACGAGCAGUACUUGUUCUUGGUGCGGGUCACAUCCCCUUAUCAGGGUCCCCCAUCAGAUUAUGCCGUGGUCAAAAUGAUUCCUGACAACCGCUUGCCGCCUCGCCAUCUUCACACUGUGCACUUGGAUAAAACAUUUAUCGUCAUGAAGUGGGAGCCUCCGUACGACUCUCCAGACAGUGAAUUGGCAUACAUUGUCUCAAUAAAAGAUUUAAUAAUGAAGACGGAGAAGAGUUACAAAGUGAACACCCAGAACAGCACCAUAGAGUUCAGGAUAGGUAACCUGGAGCCCGGAUGUAAAUACAGUGUGAUCGUGCAGCUACGGAACAUGAGCAAAGAGGCCAGCACCAAAGUCAGCACAGUUCCUCUAUCUGCUCCAGAAGCCUUGAAGCUCAUUGUUGAAAAAGACCAUGUUCUACUGUUUUGGAAAAGCUUAGCACUAAGAGAGAAAUACUUCAAUGAAUCCAGAGGUUAUGAAGUGCACAUGUUUGACAGCUCGAAUAACAUCUCCACCUCCUUGGGAAACACAACCGAGAACUACUUCAAGAUCUCCAACCUCAAGCUGGGACACAGCUACACAUUUAGUGUCCAGGCCCGAUGUCUGAACAGUGGUCAGAUCUGCGGAGAGUCGGCUCUGCUUCUCUAUGACCAUCUUGGAACAGGAAUGGACCCUUUGCCCUCAACUAGCGUCCAGUCCUCAGAUGUGGCUUCUAUAGUGGUCCCAGUCUUAUUCUUGCUGUUGGUGGCCACUGGCUGCGGCUUUGUUAUAUUGUACAUGCGGCACCGGAGACUUCAGAACAGCUUCACAGCAUUUGCCAACAGUCACUACAGCUCACGCCUUGGAGCCGCCAUCUUCUCAUCUGGGGAUGAUAUAGGUGAUGAUGACGAUGAUGCCCCGAUGAUCACCGGCUUCUCAGAUGACGUCCCCAUGGUGAUAGCAUAAAGCUCCUUUCUCCCGGGUGUAAACCAAAUGAUGUAAAUAUUUUCUUUCCCAAGGAAUUGCCUGUCUGUUCUUUGGAUUUCCUGCACUUUUCAGUUGCGAUACGUUAUUUUUAUAUGGGCCAAAAAAGGAGAAGUUUGUCGUAGUUAACUGUGAAAAGCAAAAUAAUCUUUUUGUUAACCAAAUCUUGCUGUUUCCAUCCGCAGAGUGUGACCCCAAAAGCCCUGCCCGACUCUCGCCUUAUUGUCUGCUGUAAAUGUGAAGAUAUGUAAUAUAUAUAUAUAUAAAUAUAUUUGUAUAAAGUCUGUGUGCCGCCAGCUUGCCCUGAACAACACUCUUAGGACUUGGGAUGUUCUGCGAGGUGCCUUAUUGACUUCUCCGCAGGACUUUGGUUUCAGUCGGCGCAUCGCAAGUUGCAGCUUCUGAACGGCCCUUACUUUCCGCUGGCGUUUGUAGGUUCGGGGAGUGGUGAUGAGGGAGUUAAUAUUUUCAGAUUGUGUUUGCUGGCCGUGCACCUCUGUCAGAUUUACAGAUGGCCCCCUCACUGUGUCUUCCAGACCUGUGCUUAGGGUGCAAGUUUUUUGAGGAUGACAGUAAAUCAUCAUUUACCCCAAAAAUAUAAA
Bufo bufo (common toad) is the source of this 7176-nucleotide messenger RNA. RefSeq names its product sortilin related receptor 1 (gene SORL1). Bases 17 to 6556 code for a protein of 2179 amino acids. Lineage: Eukaryota; Metazoa; Chordata; Amphibia; Anura; Bufonidae. Gene Ontology annotation, biological process: post-Golgi vesicle-mediated transport; protein targeting to lysosome; protein retention in Golgi apparatus. Gene Ontology annotation, molecular function: protein binding. The transcript has 48 exons. Gene Ontology annotation, cellular component: Golgi apparatus; membrane. The record is from RefSeq and is a predicted model, not a curated record.